GUAGUCUAUUAUGCAAAUCACUUUCUCUUUCAAGGAAGUUCAGCGUUUCAUAGGGACUGGAUUUAUUUGAUUUAGCCUUCACUCUGCAACUAUUUUUCAUGAAGUAGGCUGUUCGAUUGUCUUCGAUAAUAAAGGUCGCAUGCGAGCACACAUGGUCUAACAAGGCCACUUUGGAUAAACUUGGUAAAUAGCCGUUUUCAAAGUUUCUGUCUGGGCGUAAUUCUUCGCAGCAAGAUGUCUAUACACAAUACCUCCACAUCAUACAGGACCGUCAGCGUCUCGUCGGACCCGGCCACCACAGUUCUAUCCUCGGGCCAAUACAUCGACGGUUACAGAACUAUGAGUGUUUCGCCUGCUCCGGUACAGUAUGGUAUCGGUAAUGGCUACGAGACCGUGCGCUACCUGAUGCCCGUACAGCAGCCGAUGCAGCAGCAGCAGAUGCAGUACGUACUGGUCAACCAGGCCCCUCAGGUUAUGCAGCAAAUGGUGUCACCUGUAUAUUUGCAGAAUAUGCAGAGGGUCAGCGUGAGUAGUUUGGAAGAAUCUGACAUCUACCGACAACAAAAUGUAGAGAAUAUCGAUGGCAAAACUCCUUCUGUCUUCAGCCAGACAUCUAGCUCCAUCAAGAGCCCUGAGCCUGGUGUCGGAGAGGAGGAGGAGGAAGAGGAAGAGGAGGAGGAGGAAGAAGAGGAGGAGGAGGAGGUGGAGGUAGAAGAGGACAGUGUGGAGGAGAGGAUGGUGGAGAGGGUGAGAGAGAACGUGUCUCAGGUGAAGAUGAAGUGCAAGGUGAGAGAGGUACAACCACUGGUGAAGAUGGACACACGUUUCUUUGGAGAGCUGCUGGCGGAGGUUUAUAGGAAGAACUGUGACAUCCACACGUGCAUCUCAGAACACGUGGCCAAGAUACGCGGACGGAAACACCUCCUGGACCCCAGCAACGACUACAAGAUGGAGAGAGAGGACAUCGAGGCCUUGAUCCCCAAAGGAGCAUCUGAACUGACCAAACAGCAGAUCCGUUACCUGCUGCAGACCCGUAUGACAGCUGACAAGACAAUGCGUCUCCUGCUGACCACCUUCAGCAGCCUGAGGGAGGAGCUGAUCCACAUGUCAGAGGACCUGAGGCGUCUGGAGAGUGAGAAGGAGACCCUGGAGAGAGACUUAAGCUUCAAGGCUGACCAGGCUGAGCAGUAUGACCGCCUCCUAGAGGCCGUACGAGAGAACAACAGACAGCUACAGAUAUCUCUGAAGGAGAGCAGCUCCAGCCAGCGGACCCUGGAGACUCAGAUCCUGAGCAGCCACAGUACAGACUCAGGCAGGGAGUUCCGCAUCAGAGAACUGGAGGGCAGCUACCGAGCCCUGGAGAAGGAGAACGAGAUGCUCAAACAGAAGCUGGCCGGUCAGUGCAGCAGUAGCACCAUUCAGUUUAAGACAGAAGAGCUGUCACGUCAGUACUCGGAGCAGCUAGCUGCUCUGCGCCAGGAGAAGGACAAGGAACUGCAGAGCCUCAGGACCCAGCUGACACGGAUCACCACGGAGUACACCACGGAGAGAUCAGGUGACAAGAGCCUGCAGCUCCGCAUCACACAGCUGCUGACAACACUGGAGCAGCGGGAGAUCGUCAUCAAACGUCAGGAAGAGGAGAUCUGGCGGCUGCAGCAGAAGAAGAGCGACAGUGCCAAGAAUGUCACCACAACCACUAUCACCAAAAGGUACAGUAACCAGUACCCCCUCCUGGGCCUGCUGAGUGAUGACUUCCAAUCUACAUUGCCCGUCAAGGAUGCCAAGACCAUCGUCAUCGAGAGCCGGACAGGGGAGAUUAUCAAACAGGUAGAGUAGAGCAGGAAUGAACGACAAGAAGACCCUGAUGUUCCCCCUCCCUCCCACACUCCGUCCGUCCCUCCCCUUCUCCCCCUGCAGCUGCCGUCUCCCUCAUCCUCAGGGCUGCCAGGGUGGUGGUGGUGGUAGGGUCAACACCCCUAUAUUUGGGAUGAGUGGUUUGGAACAAAUGGGGUUGCUUAGAUGAGAGGCUUCACUUUGGUUGGGAUAGGGACACCAAAUACUCAACGACCAAAUAUGUUAUAGUAGAAGCUUUUGCUACAGCCACGAGGGCUGGGGAGGGGACAGGGAAGAGGGGGUUGGUAAUUAUUAGUGUGCAGCGAUCUAGUCCUCUGUCCUCCAUGGAGCCAGCACUACCCUGCUAAUCUUGGGGACAACUCCUCUAAAGGCGUUAUGGUUACUUUGCAUGUAAAUAAGUUAGCUAAAUAUGCUUUAAUUAUGCGCUAAUUAAAAAGACUAAGACUAAGAAUAAAAAUGGCAACCUCUGUUCUGGUGUUUUGCUAUUCUUUUGGGGCAAGGUAAUGGUACAUAACUGUGAUAUGUAUUAGAUUAAUUUUGUUUCAUGUUUAAACCUUAAGAGGUGCAUGGGUUUGUUUUGAUUGAGGGGUUAUCUGAAUGGAAUGCUGUGCUUGGGGUUGGGGGUUGGAGUGGGUGUAUGAGAAUAUGAAUGACAGGGUUGGACAUGGACUGGUGCAUGGUUCUAUGGGUAAUAUACCAUAGUGGCUGACCUGGUCAUUUUAGAAGCACAAUAAACACUGUAUGGAGUACUAUGUUUUUCCUUCAAUUGUUAUCUGCUGAAGUUCUCUUUAAUGUGCUCUCACAUUUAAAGUCAGCCUGUUCUUUUCUAUUUAGGCCUUUAACCUCUGCUUUUUGCAACUGUGAUUAAAAUGUACAAUUUAACGUCA
This is a messenger RNA of Oncorhynchus mykiss (rainbow trout), 2741 nucleotides long. RefSeq names its product protein POF1B. The record is from RefSeq and is a predicted model, not a curated record. Gene Ontology annotation, biological process: epithelial cell morphogenesis; bicellular tight junction assembly; actin filament organization. Gene Ontology annotation, cellular component: adherens junction; actin filament; bicellular tight junction. Gene Ontology annotation, molecular function: actin filament binding. Lineage: Eukaryota; Metazoa; Chordata; Actinopteri; Salmoniformes; Salmonidae.